AUGCACCCUUCUUCUCCUACUUCUUCUUCUUUUGGCAGAAGGCUUCAUCCUUCUCGCCUCCAGCUCCUUUCUAAACAUCGCCCACAUCCUCUGAAGUCAUGCCUCGCCGCCUCGGACUCUGACCGGGACUCCACCCCCUCUGAAGAGCUUCGCGUCCGGAAGACUGUACACUUCCCCGAGGACAAACUCUUCCUAGAGCGGGUCAGGACAAUCCCGGCUCGCAAGGAUCGGUACCAGAAGACCAUCUUCAAAAAAGGUCAAGUUGCGGAGACGAAGUCGUUCCUCUUGUACACUUCGAAUACCUCAGGCUCGAACCAGCGGUUCCUCUCCAAGCUUCCUGGAAGCGAUGGACCUCGGUACGAACGCCAUUCCCAGUGGAUGAGCGUUGUUCGUGCCCGCCAACUCGCCGCUGCGUAUUCCUCUCAACCCCGUUCUCCGCAAUCUGCACCUUCCUCCGAUGGGUCCCCCUUCGACAUGGCUUCCCUGAAGGACACCCUGCCUGAGCCUGCCCCCAGUGGCUCACCGCAUGGGUCUGCCUUCGACAUGUUCUCUUUGACCGAUGCCUUGCCGGACCCAAAUGACACCUUCGACAUGCGCUCGCUGAUGGAUGCCCUGCCUGAGCCUGAUGGUUCACCACGCGGGUUUGCCUCCGACAUGUCCUCCCUGAAGCGUGCACUUCCCGACCCUGAUACUCCCUCUGAAGUAUCGUCCCUUGCACUUGCGCCCAAGUAUGUGGUUGCUCCCCACUCCUACGAUCUACCUGCAGAGGUUCAUGUACGUGCGGUUCACACCCACGUUCAGGAUGGCCCCUUCGCCACCUGCUUCUACAACCUCUGUGGGCUCUGCCUUGUGUUGGGGUUCUGCUUCCCAUGCCUUGCACCAGCAUUAUAUGCUGCGCUUGUGCUCCUGACCAUUUAUGGGACGUGCUUUUGA
Molecule: messenger RNA, 933 nt
Organism: Penicillium hordei
Lineage: Eukaryota; Fungi; Ascomycota; Eurotiomycetes; Eurotiales; Aspergillaceae
Exons: 1
Coding region: 1-933 (310 amino acids)
Source: RefSeq, a predicted model, not a curated record